Diabrotica virgifera virgifera (western corn rootworm) is the source of this 1629-nucleotide messenger RNA. RefSeq lists its product as uncharacterized. The transcript has a single exon. Lineage: Eukaryota; Metazoa; Arthropoda; Insecta; Coleoptera; Chrysomelidae. The record is from RefSeq and is a predicted model, not a curated record. Bases 156 to 959 code for a protein of 267 amino acids.
UGAAAGUAGGUUGUGACGUCACAGCAUGAAGCUAUAAGUAUAUGUAACCGUUUGCUCCUCCGCAUUUUAGUGGAAAGUUAGGUAGUGGAAGUAGAACUCAAGUUCUUCGACGCGCAAUAAUCGACGCAGUGUGUUUGUGUUUUGAACUGUUUACAAUGGCAAGUGAGGCUGAAAGGUUAAUUGGUAUCUCUCUGACCAAAAUCGCACAGAGUAGAUCACAUCGUGGUGGCGUUAGUUUACAUAAAAAUUUACUUGUUGCUACUGUGUUGCAGAAAGCACGUUAUAUCUUUAUGGAAGAAGCUUAUAAUAUGGUGCACUAUCAGUCCGCUGCGCCUGUCAUUUCUCGCCCGAUUAUUGCCCAGGAGGAACUUGUUGGACUUACGGCUGAAGAAGCAGGUUUGGAAUCCAGUGCUUCCUCAGAGACCAUUCAGGAAUCGUCUUCUAGUGAUUUUUUACAACCUACUUGUGUUAAGUGCUCCGAAAAUCAGGACAAGGAGAAUCAUCCUCCUUAUACCCCCGAGUUAACCUAUUUUGACUUAGAUAAGAGUUCUAACGUGUUACGGGACCGUGCUAAUUCUCAAGUUUCGCACGCCGCUCUAAAGAGGCGGCGUGCUGUUGGUGAAUGGGAGACGGAGGAGGCCGUCCAGUCCAUUCUUCCCAAAAAGAGCAAACAGGAAGAUGACAGUGACGAUUCAGUGUUCCUAGACGACGCUACGUUGUUGUCUGAUUCAGUUAGCAAAGAAGUCAGUGCAAGUGCAGCAGAAAGACAACAAGAGUCUUCUACCGGUGGUUCUUCAAUGGAAAUCGACCGCAUUACGUCAUUAGUGUCCAUAUUUAGUUUUAGUAUGGGAGAUGGAAAGCUCAACAGGUCCAUGUCUACACCAGAUUUGUGUUCUACUCAAGCGAAAGACGCCCCAGACAGUUUACAACAAAGACAGUUUCUAGCCAUGACAGUGUAACUAGACUUAAAUUAUUGUGUUUUUUAGGCAAUUUUGAAAACUCGCAUCUGUUGUGUUUUAAAAAGAGAUCUCCCUAACAACGACUCAAUUUUCUUUGCAACUUUAAACAUUGUUUUGUUCUUAAAGUAAUAACUCCAGUAGCUAGUGACCAAAUUGUCAAUUAUAGACAGAAUAAUCCAAAUUGUUAAUCGUUGACUUUUUUUGACUUGUUGACUUUGGCUAUAAUAGGUAAUCUCAGAAUAACUGGAGUCUAUAUUCUGUUUUGUGAUAUUUAAUUUAUUUUCAAUUGGUAAGUUGUAAAGAAAAUUGUGCGAGGUAUUUAAAAUACCUGACCAUUGUGAUAGUGAGAUGAUUGUAUUUUUGUAAAAAUGACGUGAGACAAGGAUGUGACCAUGGAAAUUUAAAAUGUGUCUGUCGAACCAUCUGCUGUUUUGAAUACAUUCCAAUUUUAUUCGGUACCGGAUAUACAGAGGUUAAAUUUUCUACCUGAGCUCUUUGUGAGGGCGAUAGGGCAAGGGAUGGGGUGGAUUUAAAAAAUGUUUUAAAUGUCCAUGGUUACAGUUGUUUUGUAUAUAGAGAUUUUGUACUCUGUUUUAAGAGUAUUUUAUUCUUGUACAUAUUAAUAUUAUAUAUGGUACCUAUAUGUUUAAAAUAAAACAUUUUUAUUUAA